Molecule: messenger RNA, 4601 nt
Organism: Antechinus flavipes (yellow-footed antechinus)
Lineage: Eukaryota; Metazoa; Chordata; Mammalia; Dasyuromorphia; Dasyuridae
Gene: C4H1orf198
Product: chromosome 4 C1orf198 homolog
Exons: 5
Coding region: 272-1270 (332 amino acids)
Source: RefSeq, a predicted model, not a curated record
AGAGGUGUAUGCAAGGGGGAGGAGCACGGAAAGGAGGAGACCAGAAAAGAAGGAAGAAGGUAGAGGGAAGCUGGAGUUCCCAAGCCAGAGAGAGAGAGAAAGAGAGACAGAGGCAGAAGCGGCAGAGGCAGAGGCGGCAAAGGCAGAGGCAAAGGCACAGGCAAGGCACAGGCAGAGACUGAGGCUGAGGGAGGCCGGAGAGUGGGGAGGCGUGGAGGGAAAAGGGCAGCCGGGCGGUGGGCAAGCAGAGCAAGGCCGAGGGUCCGUGGCCAUGGCCUCUAUGGCGGCGGCGAUUGCAGCGUCCCGCACGGCAGUCAUGAACGGGAACCGGCCGCUGGACGACAAGGAGCGGAAGCGCUUUACCUACUUCUCCUCGCUGAGCCCCAUGGCCAGGAAGAUCAUGCAAGACAAGGAAAAGAUUCGCGAGAAGUACGGGCCCGAAUGGGAGCGGCUGCCCCCCAAGCAGCAGGACGAGAUCAUCGACAAGUGCAUGGUGGAGCCCCACAUCCAGGCCCGCUACGCCGCACACCGCGCCGCUGGGGCCUCCAAGGACCAGACCCCUUCCUGCUACCCCAACCUGCGGGUGCCCACGGGCCAGAAGGUCGUGCACUUCGGAGACGAGGAUAUAACUUGGCAGGAUGAACACUCUGCCCCUUUCUCCUGGGAAACAAGGAGUCAGAUGGAUUUCAGCAUUGCAUCUUUGUCCAUCCAAGAGCCAAGUGGCACAAUCCAGAAUGAAUCAAGGCAACUCUCCAAAGUCCCUCAGGGUGCCCAGGUCCCCAAAUCCUCUCAGGGAAACAAAACAGCAAGCAUGGACGGCCUAGGGUCCAUGUGGAAGGAGGAAGAAUCCUCUUUCUGGAAGAUAAAUGCAGAGCGCUCCCGAGUGGAAGGACUAGAGUCGGAUUUCCAGUCACUGACUCCUAGCCAGAUUAAGUCCAUGGAGAAAGGAGAAAAGGUACCCCCAGGCCAUUACCGUCAAGAAUCUGUCCCGAAAGACAGAGAAGUGGCCAAAGGAGAAAGACCCAGUGGCCCUUGGCAAGAGAAAUUUGCGUUCUCCAACACAAGUUCUGAAAAGGAAAAGGUCAGAUCUGGCCAGUCUUCAGUCGGCUUGCUGGAUGAUGGCUUCCUCUAUGAGCCUGUGAAGCUAUCUUUAUCUGGCACAAAAAUAGAAGACACAGAAGAUGCUUUAAUCUCUGAGUCCAAGUCCACACAGCUCAAUACAAGUAAUGUCAUCUUAAAGACGGGAUUUGAUUUUCUGGACAACUGGUAAAUGAAACAAAACCAAGAGCCCCAAAACUUUUUUUCCCCAAAGCAUUAUGCUGGAGAAGAAAGAUAAAGAAAAGGGCAACAUCUCCCCCGCCCCUCCCCUCUGCCAUGUCUUUCAAUUUUCCUACCUUUUGCAUACUUUUUUCUUAAUAAUUUGAAACUAUUCAAUGUUGCCUUGUCUAGAUGGUUGCCAUUUGUUAUAAGAUCAGGCACAUUUCUAUUUUAUUUUAUUUUAUUUUUGGUGAUCAGUAAUGACAAUUUUUAAUUUAAUUUUUUUUAAAGCUUGCUACAAGCUAUUUAAAUAUGAUAGGGGCAUCUUCUGUUGCAAGCCCCACCAAAUUCAAUUCUCACCCUUAUCCUCUCCCCCCAAAAAAAACCCAAACUUAUUUGUGAAUAUUUGAUGUAGAAAAAACUACAAAAACAGACUGUCUUCUAUAAAUUCUUUUUAUUUAAAAGAUCAACUUUUUUCUUUAUAAUGGUUUCCUUGGCUAAAAAGGCUCUGACAUUUCAGCAGCAAUCAUGUCAAGAUUUACCUCUUUAAAUAAUUCACCAGACACUGCCAACCUGUGCAAGUGGGCUAGUCCUCAAUUGACAGUUCCCACAUUGGUACUGGCCUUGAUCCUCCUGUCAAUCCUAGAAACCAGUGUAUUGCUAGAAGUCAAAGAAAAUAAGGUUGUUAUCAUGCUGCCCUAAUAGAGAUCAAUACCAUGGCUAUUUGGUUUUUUAAUUGCAUGCUUAAAAUUUUGUAUUAACUUUGUAUUAUUUGAUAUCUAGUUUAGAGACUGUCUCAGAACUACACUUUACUUGAGUUUUGUACCAGUUUCUUCUUUGAAGAGCUUUGUUCCUUAUGUAUCCCUGGUGAUUCUUAUCUAGAUGGGAAUGUGGAAACUAUGUCAGUCAUUGUUGGAUAAAUGGCUAUUGUGAUUGAUUGUCCUAAAACCCAGUAGGACACUGGUUGGUGAACCAAGUUUCUUGUUCUAAAAGAUUCAGACUGUUUCUGCCCAUAAAUAGCCAACCUUGCUAUGUGUUCCUCCCAGAAUACACCAGGCCUUUCCCCACCAUCAGCAGAAAUGGAGGUGUAAUGUCACCACUAACCUAUCUAUCCUGGAGAACUUUAGAAUUCUGAUGUGAUAGCAGGGGACCUUCCUAGAACUGAAACUGUCUUCACAGGACUUUCCUUGCUUAUUGUAUAACCACUAACUUUUGAUGGAGAACUCCAGUCCUUUUCAGUCAGCUUACUGCAUUAGAUAUGAUUCACAUAGAAGGGGACAUAGACAUAGAUACUUCUCUGUAAACUGCAACUGUGUCAUGGCCUCUGGCAUCUCCUGUCCCCAUGCAGGUGUGUUGGGACAAAUUCUAAUGCAGCAUGAUUUACACACUGCCUCUCACUGUGUCCUCCUCACCUGAAGCCUUAAUUUCCCUGAGCCUUUGCCAGUGAAUGCUUGGUUCCGGUAUCAGAACGUGUGUGUGUUAGAAUUUGAGAAGGGGAAAAGGUUGGUCUUUUUGUUUGUUUAUAGGACUUCAUUAAAUUGUUCCCAGAAUGUUUUCCCCCCCUUCUCUCCAAAGACAAAUGGCAACUACUUUACUUUUUAAAGAAAAGUCUCUGCCAAAGUGGUAUCCUGGCCAACUGUUGGGGUAGACACAGCCAAUGGCUUCAAGUCUGUGAACCACACUUGGGCCCCUAGGGACUUGGCAUUUUAAGCUUCUCACUGUGUCAGAGGGGAGGAAUAGAGCUGGCAAAUAUAGGUUCUUUCUGCAUUAAGUAUAGUUGAUCUUUAAAAGGAAAAAAAAAAACUAAUUCUUUUAGCUUUCUGAGUUACUGGGGUGGGGGGGGGGAGCAGUCUUCAAAAUUCCUGAGCUAGGGUCUUUUUUUAGCCAAAUAUGCUUGAUAGAGCAUCAAUAAAGUGAUGAUGUAAACUUCACUGUUGACCAUCUGGUCCCAUUUUUCACAAUGGGAGAUCCUCAAAGCCUGACUGAAAAGCUAGCCUCUCCUAUCUCAGCAAGAAACUGAGGCUGGUUUAUAAUGAGCUAGAAAGUAAAUGUAAAAAAAAAAAAAAAAGACAUUGAUUUAAGCUUGCUUUGAAUUAAACCUCUUGAGGGUCCCUGAUAUAAGAAUUUGUUUUAUUUUGGAUAGGUAACUACUAUUUUGUCCAAGUCAGCUAUUUCCCUAAGGGGGAGGGGGAAAGGGGUGGCUCCUAAAGCUCUGAUAUUAAACUGUCUUCAUCCUAUCUAGUGUUCAAUCUAGGGUUAGGUUUCCACUAAUUUGCAACUUAGUAAAAGUAUUAUGCUUAAAAAAUUCUUAAUAGUACAAUCCCUUGAGGUUAAUUUUUUAAAAGUUGAAGGAAACCAGAGAGAGAUUACUGAAGUUUUUAUUGGUUAAGAGGUAGCAAGGUAUAGUAGAAUGGUCAGUCAGUUGGCCAUGAGCAAACAUGUGUAAAAUGGGCUUAUAAUGCUGCUUCUUGUCCAUCUCACAGAGUUGUUAGGACAAAAAAGGAAGGAAAAAAGAAAGGGAAAAAGCCUUAUACAUAAAGUUCUUUAUAAGCAGCAAAAAUACUAUUUCAUUGCAAAACACUAUUAAUAAUUUUUUACCUGCUUUGGACAUGUAUUGUGAAGGAAUAGUGGAAGGCUUAACAAGAUUCCUGUGGCUUUCCAGUAUUCACCAAUCAUGUCAAAUAUCAGGGAGUUACAAGACACCUCAGGCCAUGUUCUUUAUUAAACAUAUAAUAUGAAUCGCUAAGAUAUUGUUGGUUUUUUAACUCUUUGAACUAAACUCCAGUGCAUAGGGAAUGUCUUUACACUUUUCCUAUGAUAGUCAUUGAUGUUCCACUCCCAAAGAAAAGAAAAUUUGAGACUUGGGUUUGCAUGUGUUUUUCCUCAGAGUGGGACAUCAAAACAGACGUUUUUAUUUAAAAUAAACUUUUCCACUGCAGAGUGUACAGCUAGAAUUCCUCCCUGCAUUCUGUACCCUUGGGAUUCAACUUAAGAAUUUUGAGUGAAGCGUCUUUUUAAUUCCCUCAAGCAGGUUGGAAAGCUGUGACCAUUCUCAAAAUGGCAUGGUUUCCCCUAUCUUCCCUUUUCCCCACCACUGCCCUACUAUAGAUUUCUCCCUUUGGAAUGCUGGGAGUCCUGGAUAGUUUGGGAGCAGCUGGUAAAGCAUGUGGCAGUCUUGUCGGUCACUCUCGGUGGCUUCCUAGCCUCCAUCCUGACAGCACAACCUAAGGCUUUGUGGUUUGAUGCUCUUUGAUACGCAUUUUCAAAAAGACAAAUUCUUACUGACAACUUGUACUUGGUCAUAUUUUAUAUGAAUAACCUUUAAUAAAGUCAUUUUAAAUAGA